This is a messenger RNA of Phasianus colchicus (ring-necked pheasant), 2735 nucleotides long. RefSeq names its product major facilitator superfamily domain containing 1 (gene MFSD1). The record is from RefSeq and is a predicted model, not a curated record. Gene Ontology annotation, molecular function: transmembrane transporter activity. Gene Ontology annotation, cellular component: lysosome. Lineage: Eukaryota; Metazoa; Chordata; Aves; Galliformes; Phasianidae. Gene Ontology annotation, biological process: transmembrane transport.
GCCAGGCCCGCCCGUUGCCAUGGCAGCCGCGGCGCAUUGUGGGCCGCGCCGGUCACGUGGCGCGCCGGUCACGUGGCGUCGCCCAGGUGACGGCGGAGCCAUGGCGGAGGAGGAGCGGGCCCUGCUGGGCCCCGACGGCGGCGAUGGCGGCUCCGCGGGCUCCCCGCGCGCCCUGCCCGCCGUGUGCGACCCGAGCCGCCUCCCGCACCGCCUGCUCGUCCUCGCGCUCAUGUGUUUCCUCGGCUUCGGCAGCUGCUUCUGCUACGACAACCCGGCCGCGCUCCAGACGCAGGUUCAGGGGGAUAUGAAGGUGAACACAGCACGGUUCAUGGCACUCUAUGCCUGGUAUUCCUGGCCCAAUGUGGUUCUUUGCUUCUUUGGAGGUUUUCUAAUAGACAGAGUCUUUGGAAUACGGUUGGGCACUGUAAUAUUCAGCAUCUUUGUUUGCGUUGGGCAGGUGAUUUUUGCCUUGGGAGCACUACUUAAUGCUUUCUGGCUGAUGGAAGUGGGCAGAUUUAUAUUUGGAAUAGGUGGCGAAUCCUUAGCAGUGGCACAAAACACGUAUGCAGUCAGCUGGUUUAAAGGCAAGGAGUUAAAUCUUGUGUUUGGAUUACAACUGAGCAUGGCCAGAAUUGGAAGCACAGUGAACAUGAAUAUCAUGGGAUGGAUAUACUCACGAGUUCAAGAUCUUCUGAAGCAUACUGGUCACACUACUCUUGGAUUAGCUCUCCUGAUAGGUGGCAUAACAUGUCUCUUCUCACUGGCCUGUGCCCUAAUCCUUGCUUAUCUGGACAAGAGAGCAGAGAAGCUCCUUUGUAAAGAGCAGGGAAAAACAGGUGAAGUGAUCAAGCUGACCGAUGUGAAGAACUUCUCUUUGUCGUUGUGGCUUAUAUUUGUAAUAUGUGUCUGCUAUUAUGCAGCGGUCUUUCCUUUCAUUGGACUUGGAAAGGUCUUCUUCAUUGAAAAAUUCCAAUUCUCAUCUCAAGAAGCAAGUGCAAUUAACAGUGUUGUGUACAUUAUAUCGGCACCCAUGUCCCCUAUCUUUGGAAUCCUGGUGGAUAAAAUUGGAAAGAAUAUCAUCUGGGUUUUAUGUGCUGUAGUAACGACGCUUGCUUCUCAUAUUAUGUUGGCUUUCACUUUCUGGAACCCCUGGAUUGCAAUGUGCUUACUAGGAGUUGCAUACUCCUUGCUUGCCUGUGCCCUGUGGCCCAUGGUGGCCUUUGUUGUUCCAGAACAUCAGCUGGGAACUGCUUAUGGCUUUAUGCAGUCUAUCCAGAAUCUUGGUCUGGCAGUUAUUUCUAUAGCAGCUGGGAUGAUUCUGGACACAAGAGGAUACCUGUUUCUUGAAGUCUUCUUCAGUGCUUGUGUUUCCUUGUCACUGGUAGCUGUAGUCAUGCUGUAUUUUGUGAAUCACCUAACAGGUGGUGAUCUUAACUGGUCGGCAAAGAAAAGAGAAAAACUGCAAAAAGUAGCUGCAAAUGAAGCAGAAGAACAAGAGAGGCUCAGACGUCAAAAUGAAGAUGACUUGGCUAAAUUACAGCCAAAAGAUGAUGACUUUAGCUUAAGGAAUAAAUACCUCUCCAGACUAGGCGCUCAGCUACCAGAUAAUUACUCUUCCUAUUUAUCGACAAUGGCACACAGAAGCAUGUUGAAAUAGCAUCUUGCCCCACUUGCAAGAGCAGAAAUACGCUGAUGUUCCUGUACACAAAACUUUAUUUCCAGUACUGAGAACUGUUGCAGUGAAGGCAGAACGAUACGCCAUGUUUUUCUGCAAGCAUAGAUCUCAUUUUAAAAGUAUGUGGCUUAAGUUCCUUUCUGCACCUUGAGGUAAAUAACACACAUACUGAGGAAGAAUCGUCUGGCUGUUCACUUGAACACAUGAACUACAUGCUAAACCAUCCUUAAGUCUUCAGUGAGUAGCUCAAACCAAUAGCAAAGACCUGAUUUCUUAGUGUGCAACCAUGGCUGUAAUGUAGAAGCUUUCCUAUAGUAAUCAUGUUGCUGUGAAAUGAGUUGUGGUGUAAGCAUGGAAUAUUUAGCCUCUCAAGUUGGACAACUUUAUUGCCAUAUUGCAAACAGUCUGUUUCAUUCUUCUUAUAGAAAAUGUGAGAAAGGCUGCCUCUUCUAUUUUGGCUCAAGUCAAUAUUUCUGAGGAAGUAAGUUAUGCACUUCUAAUGCUACCCUUCAAAAAGUACAAGCCCUGGAACUUAAUACUAGAUCAUAGGCUUAGCAGUAACCUCAUGUAAGUCAGGAUUAAUGUGAAAUUUGAUCUAUGUAAGAGACUGCAACUAAAAAACAUGGGAAGAGUUAAAUGUAAGAACUGAGUUCUGGCACUCUGGAAAAAGUGGUUGCAUUUCAUUGCGAAGGUUACACUCUCUCUAUAAUUGCUGUGGAAAGCUUGUUCCUGAGCAGAGCUAAUUCCCACUAAACUCCUGCAGAGUGCAUUUUCAGUAUUGUUUUCUUUUUGUUAACCAUGAAGCCUCACUUAUGUAUUUAGACAUAAGUUCCUAAGCACUAAUCCUCCUUUAAAGGCAGGAGCAUCUGGCCUUCUCAAGCACAGGUUGCACUGAGCAAGGAGCUGCUGUAGGAGCAGAGCACCAGGUGCACAGGGGUGAGUGAGCUCUUGUUGGCUGACUUCAGGGAGUUCUGUGUGUCAUGGUGCUCAGCAGAGUUCUGCAGGUUGGUUGACUGCAGAGAAAGUAUUUUAUUAUAAUAAAAAUGUUACGUUAUAUCCA